Messenger RNA from Cantharellus anzutake, 1217 nucleotides. Its product is annotated as Glycerophosphodiester phosphodiesterase domain-containing protein. Gene Ontology annotation, biological process: glycerophospholipid catabolic process. The annotation marks the transcript as partial. Gene Ontology annotation, molecular function: glycerophosphocholine phosphodiesterase activity. The record is from RefSeq and is a predicted model, not a curated record. The transcript has 4 exons. NCBI's taxonomy places the organism in Eukaryota, Fungi, Basidiomycota, Agaricomycetes, Cantharellales, Hydnaceae.
UGGAGGUUGGCGGUACUGUGGAAACCUAUUGGAAGUCUACUUCCGGGCCAUCGGCAGAUAUGCCAAUAGCAUCUUUGAGCUCAAUUGGUUUAAGCUCAUCCGUCCAUCACGGCCCUUCCCCUUCCUCUCCGUCCAUCCGUUCCCCAGCUGUGACGGCGACUGCUGGGAACAAAAUCGCUUUAUCGUCCCUCUCUGGAGAGUUUGUGCAUUUAGUAAUCCAGGUUACCCGGGAUUUCAUUCCAGUCGUCUGCCCUGAGUGGAAUGUCCCAUUUGUGAUGAACGAUCAAAAAGAACCGCUAGUCGAUGUCGGGGUGGCGGACCUCUCAGCUGAUCAAUUUCAGCGGCUGGUAGUGGUAGCAGGGAGAACAUCUGAUGCGAAGCUGCCACUUGCGCAGCUGUCGAGUGCAUCUGAAUGGCAACGAUGUCUUUCUGGGUCGUUCUGCACACUGACGGAGGUGCUCAAGGCACUUCCGUUGAAGUAUGGCGUAAGCCUAGAACUCCGCUAUCCCAACCCAGUGAUUCGGCAACGGUACAGUCUAGGCCGCAACCACGAACCGAACGAAUUUGUCGACAGCGUGCUCAGAACAGUGUAUUCAGCCCUGGCUACCCACUCAGGAGCAUUUCCUAGAAGGAAAAUAGUCUUCUCUUCCUUCGUGCCUACCAUAUGUACUGCUAUCAAUUGGAAGCAGCCGAAUUAUGCCGUAUUCUUUGCGUCAAAAGGAGGCGUUGCGAGACCGGCCGGAAAUGACACUGGUGUAUUACUUGCUGAUGAAGAGGAGAUAGAUACUCGCUGCCGCAGUAUCAGCGCUGCUGUUAACUUUGCGAGGAAUAACAAUCUUCUUGGCCUCAUUCUGAAUGCAUCGAUUUUGCAACAAGUACCUUCGUUGAUUUUGGGCAUCAAAGAGCACGGGGUCAUGCUUGCUGCAUUCGGAAACACAAAUUUAUUGCCUUUGUCUUCUGCCACAGGGACUUCCACGAAGGUUGAUGCAAUGCUCACCGAAGGGGUUUUGACAUUCGUUGACCGAGCUAUCGGCAUGCUAUGAUAUUUAUUUAUUUGGUUAGCUAUGUUUCGAGAUAUAAUCUACACGAAUACAAAGGUCAAGGGAGUCGCGAAAAGAGGAAUUGGAAUGAUUAGUUGGGCAUUUUGAGAAGCUUUGUCAGUUGUAUUACGCGUUUGCGGCCGAAAAACACUAAGCAGAAUUACAAUGAUGACAAUC